Molecule: messenger RNA, 1443 nt
Organism: Cajanus cajan (pigeon pea)
Lineage: Eukaryota; Viridiplantae; Streptophyta; Magnoliopsida; Fabales; Fabaceae
Gene: MEE49
Product: Ribosomal RNA processing Brix domain protein
Biological process (GO): maturation of 5.8S rRNA; maturation of LSU-rRNA
Cellular component (GO): nucleolus; preribosome, large subunit precursor
Molecular function (GO): rRNA primary transcript binding
Source: RefSeq, a predicted model, not a curated record
AAUAGGAAAUACUGAAAUAGGCGCUGAGAAGCGAAGCAAAGCAAUUGGCGUUUCUCAGAAACCCUAAUCACUCACUAAAACCGCCCUUUUUCUUUGUGCUUCGAAAACCCUAACUCGAUGGGGGGAAAGAGGAAGAAGAGCGAUGGCGAUGACGUGGAAGAAGCCGAAGAAGGUUCAAAGAAGAAAACAAGAACGUCGGCGGAGAAGAAGGAGCAAUUGCUCCCUUCCAUGAUAAAGAACAAGGACAAGAGAUCGGAGGUGCACGCCAAGCUCAAGCGCCAGAAGAAGCUCGACAAGCGCGCCAAGGCCAAGGCCAGGGACGCCGCUGCCAAGCGAGCUCUCGACCUCGGCGAGGAGCCUCCGGAGAAGAAGGUUCCUCGCACAAUCGAGAACACCAGGGAAUUCGACGAGACUGUUUGCAGGCCUGAUGACGAAGAGUUAUUUGCCGGAAACGAUGCUGAUGAAUUCAGUUCAAUUUUAAAUCAGCAACAAACUCCCAAGAUACUAAUCACCACUUGCCGCUUCAACUCUACAAGGGGACCUGCUUUUAUAUCAGAGUUGCUUUCGGUUAUACCAAAUGCACACUACUACAAGAGAGGAACAUAUGAUCUGAAAAAGAUUGUUGAAUAUGCUAAGAAUAAGCACUUCACUUCUGUUAUAGUUGUUCACACCAAUCGUAGGGAACCAGAUGCUCUUUUAGUCAUUGGCAUACCUAAUGGGCCUACUGCUCAUUUUAAGCUCUCCAAGCUUGUUUUGCGCAAGGAUAUCAAGAAUCAUGGAACUCCAACGAGUCACAAACCUGAGCUUGUAUUGAAUAACUUCACAACACGUCUAGGGCAUCGAGUUGGAAGGUUGAUACAGUCACUUUUUCCACAAGAUCCAGAACAUAAAGGCCGACGAGUAGUCACCUUCCACAACCAGAGAGACUUCAUAUUCUUCCGGCAUCAUCGGUACAUUUUUGAAACCAAAGAAGUUAAAAAGGCCGAGUCAAAAAGUAAAAAGGACAAAGAUGGCAAGAGUGAGAAUGUUCCUGAACAGAAAACAAUUGCCCGUCUUCAGGAAUGUGGCCCUCGUUUCACGCUAAAGUUGAUUAGCCUGCAGCAUGGGACAUUUGAUACUAAGGGUGGGGAAUAUGAAUGGGUUCACAAGCCGGAAAUGGACACAAGCCGAAGGAGGUUUUUCCUAUGACUUUGGGAACGUUGCAUGUUGGAUAUCAUUUUUGCGGCUUUAGUUAUCUUGAGGUUGUUGUAAUAUUUCAACCUGUUUAUUACUCAAUUCUGGUGUAUCAUUUAUUUUAUUUUAUUUGGGUCAAAGUCCUAUCAUCUCUGUAAGCCAGUGAGCAAUUUUGACCUUACAUCUAUUGGUGGUUGAGGAUAGAGAAAAAAUAUGCAGGUUUCUUGAAAGCAAUACAAUAUUUAAAUUUGAGAUGGUAUGCUUCUAUAA